Molecule: messenger RNA, 6262 nt
Organism: Brassica rapa (field mustard)
Lineage: Eukaryota; Viridiplantae; Streptophyta; Magnoliopsida; Brassicales; Brassicaceae
Product: protein ORGAN SIZE RELATED 1
Biological process (GO): positive regulation of organ growth
Source: RefSeq, a predicted model, not a curated record
GCGGGAGACAUAAGCAGAAGAUCUAACUACCCAAGACAUGUUAAAAAAUUGUUUGAUACUUUGAAUAUUAAUGGAAAAUGAGGGUACAUGAUCAACGGCUGAGAUUUGAUGUCACACCCAAGCCAAUGGGUUUAACCGGAAGUUCAUUUAUCACGGCCAGAUCCAUCGCAGUUCUUCUAUUUGUCUCUCUGUCUCUUCUGAUUCUACCACCGUUCCUUCCGCCGCUUCCACCGCCUCCGGCGACGUUCCUCCUUCUCCCUCUCAUCCUCAUGAUUCUCCUCAUCUUUUUGGCCUUUUCUCCAUCUAAUGAGCCUAGCCUCGCCGUAGAAUCUCUCUACCCCUGAUGUCGCCGACUUGCAUACCGUCCGUACAUAAAUAUGCGUUACACUAAUAUGUAAGGAGCAGAUUAAUUAAGGGCUUUUAGUUUGUGCACGCAAGAUCAUCUCAUGUGAUAGAUAGUUCUUCGGAUGACAUAAAAAGAGAUAAGAUCUUCGAGUUUCUUUUAAAUGUUUCUUGUAAUUCUAGCUUUUAAUUACUUUUCGUUUAUUUUCAUUUUUCUUGUUCUUUCUUGUUUUGUAGAGGAAUCUUGUUUAUCUGCGCCAAAAAUGAAUUGUAGAAGAAUAUUUUUGAAAUUUAUAUAGAAGGCUUCUUGUUAUAUACGUAUGUGCAUGUAUAUGUUUUUUUUUAGCUAUUUCCUUCUUUUUCUUUACUCAACGUUCAUUCCCAUUUUUGUUAUCACAACACUUUCUUGAGAAAUUAAUUAUUUGAAAUUUGUAAGUUGCCAAGUGCUGUAUGCAAGUCGGUGUUCGGGUUAGCUUUAGCUCGGAUUCAAAGUCAUACAAACGUAUCAAGAUAUUUAUUAUAAUUAUAUAAGCUAAUUAAACCAAAAUGGUCAAGCCAUGGUCGUUAAACUAUAAGCAUUUGAACUACUCCUAUAAAGAACCAAAAGAUGCCAACGAGAGGAGUUGAAUAGUUGAAUGCUAGAUUUAAUAUUAGGAUCUGAAAUAUCAGAUUAUAUCGGUUAAAUGUAAGUUUUUAAUUAUAUUUUAUUCCUAUUUCUUUUGCACCUCCAUACAAGGGGACAUUUUGAAAUUACAAGGUUACAGAUGAUGAUGAUAACAUGAUGGAUAUUUUGAAAUUACCAGGUUUUUUUUUGUAACACGUACUUGAAAUUACCAGGUUAAAAUGUAAGUUACGGCGUGAUUCAUUGCAACACAACGGCUUGGUUUCAAAAACAUUGUUCAUGAAAAUUUAUUUAUUUCUAUUUAUCUGUUCAUGAACCAAUAUACUUGUUUAUUAUAAAUACAUUUUUCAUAUACCUGUUUGCUUAUCUACAAACAUAGUCUGCGAAAAAUAAAGUUAUUUAUUUUGUAAAGGUUUUUGGUGUGGACCUCACUUGUUAAUUAGUACAUUGGAAAAAUGGGAAUCGUCCUUUCAUGUCCGGAAGACAGACUGUGCCAUCUGUUCAUUAGUCCAUGGUACACCAUUACUUCUCUUAACAUGGUCAAAAGUGAUUUCGGGUUUUAUUGCUAUCUUUCUUUAAGUUUACGUUUAUGUUUUUACAUCUUUCUCUUUGAAAAUGCAUAUGAUUGUUCUCUUUUUGAUAGAAUAACGCUCAUUCUUUUUUUCUACAAUAUCUAGUAGAUGAGUGCUACAAAUCUGUAUGAAACAUUUUAGAAAGCUAAACUGUAAUGUUUAUAAAGAUCAAGAAUACAUUACACACAUACCCAAAAAUCUGUUUAGAAUUGUCUUUGAUACUGGCUAGCUAGGUGGUUAUCUAAAGACUCGUCCAAAUUAACGACGUAUUUAAUGCAAAACAAUGGGUGAAUGUUUUUUUUUUUUUUUUUUUUUUGCUAACCGAGUAUCCUGGCUCCACCGAGGUGGUCCAGACUAGAGACCGAAGUGAGCAAGGACGCUGCCAGGCGUCACCAUGUGGCUCACCGUGUAACGGUCUUCGGUCUCGGAUGCUGCAGCCCAUAUGUAAAUUCCGCAGUGGCCAAGGCUCGAACCCAGGGGCAGGCACUCCAGCUGGAGUUCCUAUACCACUAGACCAAAGCAACUUGGUUAUAUUGACUUGUUGGCACGGCGGCUGCGAGUAAAAGAGAGUCAUAAACUCAUGAUUGUCUAAAUUAAUACUACUGUAUAUGAAUUAUUAGUAUUAAUUAUUAAAAUAGGUUGGGGACGAGCACUAUCGUCGGUCUAAUGAUAUAAGUUGUAUAACACAAAGAAUUAUGCUAAUUUCGAAUUUUCGAUAUGUACACAAAAGUAAAUAGCAUUAUGUUAAAUUUCAAUAGAAGAAUAGAUUAACUUCAUAACAAUCAUGCAUGCAUCUAUUCACAUACUACGUUUAAACUUUUCCAACAAGUGGGUUACAAAGAAACAGUUUAAAGUUAAUUGCAAAGUGUUUGUUGGUUCUGUUAAAUUCAAAGACUUUAUUUUAUUGAAAUUAACAAUUUUUUUUGACAAAGUUAACGAAUAUAAACAUUGAUAAAUUAAUCAUAUAUAUAUAUAUAUAUGCUCACUGAACAAACAUGCGAAGUACGGUAUGAUUAUAUGAUAGCUGACAUACUUUAUCGAGGGAAAUACUGUGGAUGAGAGUUGAGCCAAUGUACAAAACAAAAAGAGAUUUGACGGAAUUCAAGAGAGAAAAAGAACAAAAUUAAUAUAUGAAUUAUAAAUUAUUAAAGAUUAAAUGGUCCUCGCCUUAUCGAGUCUCUAUCUUUCGCCAGAACAAAAAGCAUAUGAGAAUGAAGUUAAUUUGUCCACAAAAAUCAGAUCCACUGCAUCUAUACAUACAAAAGAAAAGGAAUGCAUACGUCUUGAAAUUCUGUUCUUUUUGUCUCGUUAAAAAAGGUGUUUGAUGAUAAAAUCGUAACCAAGGGGAAAAAAGUUCGGACAUAUUGUGAAACGACGUUAAGUAAUGAUUACGUGAUUCAUCAUAUAAUCCCUAGACACCGAAUGUGCUUGUUUUGAUAACAAACUCCAAUGUUCCAAGAGGAAGUUACAUGUUUAUAACACUUGACUAUGGGUUCCGAAGUUCGACAAAUAAUUAAUGAAUUUAUUUUUGAAAAUAAUUUGAACAUAUAUUACUAAAAAUACAUAUAUAAUCCAUCAACAGAAAAUAUAGUGGUAUUUGGAACAAAAAAAUGUUGGUGACAAAGGAAAAAGGAUGAACUUAUGAGAAAACGGUAGAAUAUUAAUAAUUGUUAUGUUAAAAGUGUUAUCGUAACAAUAAUAUAACAACAUAAUAGUUUAACAACAUCUUCAUAAUAAACUAACAUCAUUUGAUGAAACUCCAGAAUUCUAAUAAGUUAAGCUGUUCCAACCAAUGGCCUCUCCAUCUCUUGAACUUUAAGAUAAAACAUAAUUCCAUCGACGCCACUACGGUACCACCCCAUCACUACGUACCUUCUAGUCUCCAUCGAUAAUACUUCAUCCGUUGGAUUUGAGUACGAUCAUAUUUAGACUUUUUUUUCUUCUAAUAAAUCCUAUUAAAUAUAUACAAAUCACGAACAUUGAAGCAUGAAUCUUUUGGAUUACACAAAUUCAAACGGUCGUGAUAGAAAUGAGAAGAUUUAUAUUAAUGGAAGUAUUAAAAAAAAGAGAAGAUUUAUCAUCUCCGCAUCAUAAAAAAUUUGGCAAAAAAAUCCUUACUAAAUUUGUUUUACAAGUUCAAAUAGUGUCUUUUUACUCACUUCACACGUAUGUAAAAAUAAAAUAAACAUACAGUUAUACUUCUAUGAAAUAUUCCCUCGUUAUUAAAAACAUUAUUGUUUUAGAUUUUAUUUUUGUAUUUAAAAAAUUGAUGUUUUAGACUUAAAUUAAUACACAUUGUUUUAAAAGUAAAACAUAAAUUUAAGUUCAAGAUAUGAAUUGUAUAAUUUUAUUUUAAAUCAAUUAAAACUUAAAUAAGAAAAAAUAAUAUAUAAAAUAUGUAUUAAUUUUAUCAACAUAUGCUUAAAUUAUAACAAUCAAUAUUUUAAUAUAAUCUGAAUUAAUUUAUAAAAACUAUUAUUCAAUGUUGAAUUGUUAUAUUUUAAAACAACAAUCUUUAGAUAUAUUUCAUGUGAUCAUGACUCUUCAAGUUAAUGCACUUCUUACUAUAAUUCAAUUUAAUAAAAGGUAUAAUAAGAAGCGCAUCACCUUGAAGAAUCACAUGAAAAAUAUUAACUUUUGAACGUUAGUAUUUGUGAAGCGGAUUAAUUGAUAGAUACUUACGAAGAUAUUAGUCUUAUGAAGCGGAUUAAUUGAUAGAUACUUACGGAAAUUAUUAACUUAUACAACAUCGAAUGUAGAAAAUAUAUUAGUAGCUUUAAAAUUUGAUAUGCAUAUACAACAAAAAUUUGGAAACACAUAGUAAAGUUGUCUAAUAUAAAUAGCAUAUAUUAACCGGCGUGCAUGCUACAAGCCUACAACAGAAAUAUCAUAUACAGUAUUUAAAUUAGCUGUUAAUAAACAUGAAAACGGACAAUCGCAAUAAAUUAGGUUAAAUGUAUAUGGAAUGAGAAGAAAUAAAUACACUUAGCACGACUUGAUUUAGAUUCAGAGUAUCGAACACACUCUUUCCUCUAAUUCACCAACCCUCCUUGCGGUUUCAGUCAUCUAAAAGCACAUAAAUGGCAACUAAUUAAAGCCGCCACGCUAACACCUAGCUAGUAGCUACCCAUGGCAAACGUCUGUCCUUUUUUAAGUUUGUUUCUUAUGAUUUGGUAGUAGAAUCUUUUAUUUCAGUUUCUCUUUUUUAUAUAUACUUAAAAUUGAUUUUUUCCGUUUAUUAAAGAUACUGUUAAACAAACUAGAGAUGUAUGUUCGGGUACCCAUUUGAGUUUAGUAUGGUUUUAUCGUAGUUUCGAGUUUUCGAGGUUUAAAAUUGCAACCCCAUUCGGAUAUCUAUAAAUUUUGGUUCAGAUUCGGUUCAGAUUUUGGCGGGGUUGGUUCGGGUUUGAAUAACCCGUUUAAAUUAAUUUAAAUUUUAAAAUUCCUAAAUAUCUUUAAUUUCUCAAAAUCUAAAACUUAAAAUAAGAUAUAACAUAUAAAUGUGAGCAACAUAUGCCAAAAUACCUAAAUUAAACAUAAAAAUUGGUUUGACUUGAAUUUUUAGAUGGAGAAUCAAUAUAUAUCUUAAAUAUUUGUGAUAUUUUGAAUAUUGUUUAACUAUUUAGAUAUUUACUUUUGACCAUUUGUAUAUAUUUGUAAAUAUUGUGGACAACUUCAAAAUAUUUUAUACAUUUUGGAUAUUUUUGUAAUGUCAACUCUAAAAUUAGCUAACAUAUUCAACUAUAUAAAUCUGAUUCGGAUUUAUUCGGAUGCCCAAAAUAUUUUGGUUCGGAUUGGGUCUGGUUCUCUAAAUAUCAAAAUUUUGAACCCGUUCGGAUAUUUAAUCAAUUUCGGUUUGAGUUCGGUAUUAUUUUUUCGGGUCGGAUUCAGUUUGGUUCUUUAGGUUCAGAUUUUUUGUCCAACCCUAAAACAAACCUAGUAAUUUAAUGGUAAUUUGAUGAUUACUGGGUCUCAAAACGCUAAUAAGUGUGCUUUUAAAAUAAAAUCUAAUUAACUGAAAUUUAAAUAAAUAUAUAAAUGAAAAAAUAAAAGGGUGUUUAUUGUCAUUGGGUGAAUACUGAAUUGGAAAAUGUAUCUCCUCAGUGCAUGAGCUUCACCUGUAAGUUGUAACGUCUUUCUCUCCCACACACACAUAAAAAGCAAAACGGACAAAAACAUCUAAGUGGAAAAAAAAUCUACAUGACAUAUAUAUAUAUAUAUAUAUAUACAAACAUAUGUGGAGUAACGUUGAAAGCCAAAAUUUUGUAGGAAGUAAAGAAGCUUCACAUAAUUUUUAGGUUAUUGGAAUGUUUAUGGUCGGAGUGGUGAUAGUACUUUUGACGGUGCUUCCAGCCGUUCUUCCGCCGCUUCCACCUCCGCCGAUGAUUUUGAUGGGAAUUCCGGUGGUGCUGAUGGUAAUGCUUAUUCACUUAGCCAUCUACCAUCCUCCUCUUUCUUCCUUCGACACUACGUAUCUAGACAUGUAAUGUAUGAUAGUUAGACGAUGUGUCGAUUGAUCCAGAUUACACAUGCACUGAUGCACACAUGGAAAAUGCGUCGUCGACGUCAUUUAAUGGGUUUUGGUUUCUUCUUUAUGAAAAUUGUAUGCAGUUUCAUUUAACUCUUAUUUAGAACCCUUCUUUUAUUUUUCUUGUGUUUUUUUUCUACAUUUGGGGUUUCAAAUUAGAUCUUCUGGUCCGGGUCAUUGUAAGUUUUAACUUAACCA